AUGAAAUCCAUAGAUUUGUUCUGCGCCUCGCCGGCUUCGACAGCCAUAUGCUCCAGCAUGGACCACCGAGCCGUAGCCGGGCCUGUUGACCGCCAAGAGGCACGAGCCAAAAACCGGACUAAUGCUGCCCCAUGUUCGUCUUCAGACAGACCUUCCCUUGAUAAGCCCAGAAAGAGUUUCAGUCAUAAAUCAGCCAAACAACUCUUAAGACGUAAAAGCUCGGCCGACGUGGAAGAUCUUGUCAGGCUUCGAGCAUCCUCGAGAUACUUGUUGAGCGACGACCAGUCUUUCUUGGAUUCCACACAGGCCCUACUUCCCAUGAUGGGAAACAAUUACAAGCCAUUCAACAGUGAUGGUUUUCGUGGUCUCAGGUCGGAGUAUCCCGCCUUUAAAAUUUCUCCCGCCGGAGGCCUUGCCGGAAAAAUGUGUGAUCAUGUUAAGGAUCAUGAUCUACACAAAAAUCCUUCAAAUACUCAGGUGGUUGAGCUGAGGGUAUCAAUUCAUUGCAAGGGUUGUGAAGGCAAACUCAGAAAAUAUAUAUCAAGAAUGGAAGGAGUGACCUCAUUCAGUAUAGAUUUGGCAACCAAAAAAGUGACCGUAACCGGUGACGUGAAUCCAUUAGGUGUACUGAAGAGCAUAUCGAAGGUUAAGAAUGCCCAGUUUUGGGCAUCCUCGGCUUCAUCAUCUUCUUCUUCUUCCACAUCCUCUCCAAGAGUCGGCCUAACAAGAUAG
This is a messenger RNA of Striga hermonthica, 732 nucleotides long. Lineage: Eukaryota; Viridiplantae; Streptophyta; Magnoliopsida; Lamiales; Orobanchaceae. The record is from the annotation of a GenBank genome assembly.